Molecule: messenger RNA, 3951 nt
Organism: Paramormyrops kingsleyae
Lineage: Eukaryota; Metazoa; Chordata; Actinopteri; Osteoglossiformes; Mormyridae
Source: RefSeq, a predicted model, not a curated record
CUCUCUCUCUCUGACCCUCCUCCUUAUUUUAUUUUUAUUAUGCAUUUAUUUAUUUUACUGUCUCUCACCCCUUUCUCUCCUUUCUCACUUUCUCUCUCGAUUUUUUCCCACUAACCCCCCCUGUCAGCUCCGGCUUUGUGGCGCAUUGACAUAUAACUGAUUAAUAAAGAGUAUACCUCAAGUAACAAGAGGAGCUUAAAUCCGAAGCUCCACUUGUUAAAAUAAAAGUGUUGGCACAAUAAAGCACCCAGACUAACAACCUGCUUGCUAAACUGCCGGACACGACAGGGGAAAAAAAAAAAAAAAAAAGAAACUGUUUUUGUGGUGUGUGGUUCUGGUCUUGAUGGACCUCAGUCUUUUGCCGGACAUUAGUGUUUUCAACAUGUUUUGUGAAACACCCACCCAGAGGCAUACAGAUCCUGGAGGGAUGGUGGAUUUUAGUCAAUCACCUUCUCUGUAAAGCAGAUGAUGUGCUGCAGUUAGCCCUUGUCCUUGGCAGUGACAGCAGCAUACCAGACGGUGAUGGAGUACGUGAGGAUGGACUCGAUGGCAGGUUGAACUUCAGCUGCCGUAGGACGUACAUCCUCUGUUGGGCUUUUUUGAUGAGAAGCCCCACCUUGAAAUCCUGGGAGAUGAUGAUGAUGAUGCCCAGGAAGCGGAAGGACUCCACUAUUGACCAGGGACUCAUGUGGACAGGGAUGGGUUGAGCCAGGAUAAUCCACUACCAUCUCCACUGUCAGAGCAGAUUGUUCUAGCUGCACCAGGUCAGCAGAUGAUGAUUCACCCUCCUGUAGAUGGACUCCAGAGAUAAGUCCAAUGAGGGUGGUGUCGUCCCCAAACUUCAGUAGCUUGAAGGAAUGAUGGCUAUAGGUGCAGUUGCUGGUGUACAGAAGAAGGCAGUACGCAGCUUCGAAGGCAACUGGUGCUUAUGAUCAGGAGGUCAGAGAUGUGCUUCCCCAGCUUUACAUGCUGCUUCCUGUUAGACAGGAAGUCAGUGAUCCACCUGCAGAUGAAGCUCAACACACCCAGCUGGGAGAGCUUGUCCUAGAGUAGAGCUGGGAUGAUCAUACUGAAUGCAGAGCUGAUGUCCACAAACAGGAUCCUGGUAUCAGAUCCAGGACAAUCCAGGUGCUGGAGGAUUAACUGAAGAGCUGUGUUAAUAGCAUUGUCUGCAGAUCUGCAUUGGGUCCAGGAGAGAGUCGGUGAUAGAUCUGAAACACAAAUUACUUCAUUACUGUAGAGGUCAUGGCAACAAGUCUGUAGUCAUUCAGUCCUGAGAUCCUGGGCUUCUUGGGGAUGGAAAUGAUAGUGGAAGUUUUGAACCAGGCUGACACAGGGCAUGUCUCUACUAGAACCAACGCUACAGCAACAGAGCCAACUCCAUGACACGUGACCCCUUGCACCCAUCAGAGAGCCUGUUCACCCCCCUUCCAUCUCGAGAAAAGGCUCCGAACCAUUCUGUCCACUUCACCAGGAUCUGUAGCAGAUUUUUUUUCAUCAGACUAUCACACUUCUCAGCUCCCGCCCUCUUAUAAAUGCUCCUUUACACUAUACCUUUUCUGCUGUUUGCAGUCUGUUUAUGUGCAAUGUUUACUUGUAUUAUAUGCACUGUUGUUGUGUACUGGUUUUAUUCUACUUUAAUUUUAAUUUAGUUAAAAUUUUUCUAAUUGUAUUCUGCAUUAUUAUGUUCUAGCUGUACGGUGCUCUGUAGAAACACAGUUUUGUUUCAGGUGUGUGAAAUAACAAUACAGUAACUUACCAGCAGAAUUGGAGAAUGGACUGUCAGUAUGACCAGAUGUUUGUGUCAGUGACAGGUCUGUUCUACUGAAGUCUCCUGUCCUCCCCCACAGAGGUUUCUGACUUGACCAUCCCAGAGACCUCAGACAAGAGCAAGAAGUUGAUGUUGAGGACACGCAGCAAGAGGAAGUUCCUCUUCAAGGUGCCUGAGGAGGAGAGGCAGCAGCAGAGGAGGGAGAUGCUGAAGGACCCAUCGCUGCGGUCCAGGAUGAUUUCCAAUCCCAUCAACUUCAACCAUGUGGUUCACAUGGGCCCUGGAGAUGGCAUGCAGGUUCUGAUGGACCUGCCUCUGCAAAGUGAGUCUCACUCCCCUACUCCCUCCCGACACCAUGCAUUGAUCUCUCCUCCUACCAACUUUGAACACAUCUAUCACAUGAGCCCUAUGUCCGCUGAGCUCUAUCUACAGAAAGAACCUUCUUCGCAGCAAAGCCUUCCUCCACUCUCCUCCUCUUCCUCCUCUCCCUCCACCUCCUCCUUGGGAUGGACUGUCCUGCCAUCUUCUCAGGAUGAGCCUGUAAAGGAGAGGGUACGGCUGGUCUCCAGCAUCUCAAGUGUCUCCAGUGCCUCCCAUCAGCGGAACAAGCCAUUGAUCACACACACUGUACCGGUUGCAGGAGACUUUGGCGGCACUGGAUCAUCCCGGAAUGUCUCCGAUGCUGAGCCGGAGGAGAGAGAGCCUGACUCAGACUCUACCAAGCACUCAACUCCUUCUAACAGCUCCAACCUCAGCAGUCCACCCAGCCCCAACUCCCCCCACCGCAGCCAGCUCACCCUGGAUGGACUGGACUACUCUACCUUUGAUGCCUAAUCUCUGUUGCCGGGGGCCCACUGCUGCUUGAAGUGCCAGACUGUCUUUUAAUCCCCACCAGAUGCCAGUAUUGUCCACCUUCCAGUUCAGUUCUCUCCCAAAGAAGGGUCAAAGUUCAUGCAGUAUCCUGAAACGACUCCCCAACUAAACCUGCUCCCAUGCUUAAUGAGGGUCUUCUCUUGUUAUUUGCUUUUUAAAGCCUCUUUUCUUCCCUGUACUGAAGAGGUGGUGUCAGCUGGUGUGCCCAUGGGAGUGUAGUAACAUGGAAGGGACUCUGCAAGCUGCAGUUCAGCCUGAAUGAGUGGGUAAGGCUUGUCAGCCACCUGCGGGUGGGAGCUGGUAUUACAGACAGAUGGACAGAAUCACUUGAGUGCGUGCAGCUGCAUGGAUUUCAGGCGUCUGCCCCUGGGUUUUUGUAAGCAAAGUUUGUGUAUCUACAGAGCACUGCACAAGGUUCUGGCAGGGUCUGCAAUGAAGGGAGAUGACACAGUAAAUAUGAUGCGUCCAAUUUCAUUCAGAUUAAAUUUUCUCCAGUACCCGUCACACUUCCUGGCCGGUGAUGUGGCCUUUUUCCAGUGAAAAAUGUCUGUGAGUGAUUUUGUGAGAAUUUGUCCAGCCUGUUUGAGAAUCUGCUGAAGGAGAUUGAAUGCUUAUCACUGAUAAAAUUAACCUGACCUACUAAAGCUGUUUCUCACCUCGGUCCUCGGGGACAUUCAGUCUGUCCACCUUUUUGCUGGGAGCUGGGAGGGAGCAAAAGUGUGGACACUCUGGGGGGUCCUUGAGGGCAGGGUUAAGAAACACUGCACUAAUGUAUAUGCCUGUCAUGUCUGUCCAUGAGAAUCUAGCAGGAUGAACUACAGUUUUCGGAUGUUUUGCUGCACAUCAAUCCUGAUCCCAGCUGCCAGGUCACGACAUUCAUGUUUUAAUCACAGCAUGCCAUGAUCCUAUAUGUCCACAAGGUGGUGCACAGUUUAAUGUAUAUUUUACUUUUGCACUGUUAUAAAAGUAUACAGAAGUCUGAGUUUUCCCCGUGUUUCAGUACUAGUGUGUUUUUAAGGCUUGGCUGGUGUAUGUAACUGCCCAUUCUAGUCUGCUUUUGUUCCAUUUCAUGUACUUCAUUAUUUAACCCGUUCCAGGUGACAGCCUCACCUUACAUGUGGUGGUUAUGGGUUUUCAGAAACUUUAUUUUUUUUAAUCACAAUCGGUUAUGCUGUAUUUUAAUUUUCCCUCUGUUUAUGAAAAUGGGACUUUGACACUCCUGCUUUUCUAUAAAAAUGGUUAAUCUUUGUUAUUAAAUUGUCAGGGAUAAUCUGAACAGAAAAUAAAUGAGGGAUAUAUGUCCAUUC